Messenger RNA from Plectropomus leopardus (leopard coralgrouper), 875 nucleotides. The record is from RefSeq and is a predicted model, not a curated record. NCBI's taxonomy places the organism in Eukaryota, Metazoa, Chordata, Actinopteri, Perciformes, Serranidae.
AACCUUUUCUACGGACGCAAGAUGGCUCAGGUGUUCGACCUCAAAGGUUCUCUGAGGAACCGUAACGUGAAGACGGACUCGGGGAAGGAGAGCUGCGAGGUGGUUCUGCUGGACGAGAACCUUCUGAAGUUGAUCCACGACAACCCGCUGUACAUCCGCUCCCACUGUAAGGCCAUCCUGCGCGCCGCCAUCCACAGCGACGCCUACUUCCUGUCCAGCCACCUCAUCAUCGACUACUCGCUGCUGGUGGGGCGCGACGACGCCACGGAUCAGCUGGUGGUCGGGAUCAUAGAUUAUAUCAGGACGUUCACCUGGGACAAGAGACUGGAAAUGGUCGUCAAAUCCACUGGAAUUCUGGGAGGUCAAGGGAAAAUGCCCACCGUGGUUUCUCCGGAGCUGUACAGAGCUCGGUUCUGCGAGGCCAUGGACAAAUACUUCCUGAUGGUUCCCGACCACUGGACCGGCCUCGGCGUCAACUGCUGAGCGGAGCGUCGAGUCCGAGUGCCGAAAAUAAAGAACCGCAGGUACUCACUCUGCUCUGCACCCGAGCUCAACACAAGCACACCGGACGCCGUCGGCGUUUGUGCGGACUGUACGCAGACCCGAACGCAGCGCAGUAUCAUUCCACGCUGGUCGUCUCCAAAACGUCUCAGACCAGAUUUUAUCUCGGCAGUAUUACCAGAUUCUAAUUUAUCCUUCUUUCAAAGAGGGUUUGUUGUUUUAUCGGUGCCAUGAGUCCAAACUGUUUCACGAGGACCCGCUGAAAAACUUUCAGUUUUGUGUUCAUAGUUUGGUAAACAAACUAAUAAUUUGUGUAAUUUAAAGUUUGUAAAUGUACAGAGAUUAUGUAACUAUUAAAAGAAUAUUAACACUGA